GCUUCGCCCGCUCCUUCAUCUGAAUGGGAAGUUGGGGAACAUGGACGGGGUCGUGCUGGCGUGGAUCGCUCUCUUCUGGCUAACAGAUGCAGACCUUCAAAUCGGAAAACUCAUGUGGGGAGACAGCGGACUCUAUUACUGUAUUAUCACCACCCCUGAUGACCUGGAAGGCAAAAACGAGGACUUGGCGGAACUGCUGGUGCUGGGCAGGACAGGGCUGCUUGCUGAUCUCUUGCCCAGUUUUGCUGUGGAGAUUAUGCCAGAGUGGGUGUUUGUUGGCCUGGUGAUGCUGGGAGUCUUCCUCUUCUUCGUCCUGGUGGGGAUCUGCUGGUGCCAGUGCUGCCCGCACAGUUGCUGCUGCUACAUCCGCUGCCCGUGUUGCCCAGAUUCCUGCUGCUGCCCGCAGGCCUUGUAUGAAGCAGGGAAAGCAGCAAAGGCCGGGUACCCUCCCUCUGUCUCCGGUGUCCCCGGCCCCUACUCCAUCCCCUCUGUCCCCUUGGGAGGAGCCCCCUCAUCUGGCGUGCUGAUGGACAAGCCGCAUCCGCCUCCCCUGGCACCAAGUGACUCCACUGGAGGAAGCCACAGUGUUCGCAAAGGUUACCGGAUUCAAGCCGACAAAGAGAGAGACUCCAUGAAAGUCCUGUACUACGUCGAGAAAGAACUGGCUCAGUUUGAUCCAGCCAGAAGGAUGAGAGGCAGAUAUAACAACACCAUCUCUGAACUCAGCUCCCUGCAUGAGGAGGACAGCAAUUUCCGCCAGGCCUACCACCAGAUGAGAAGCAAGCAGUUCCCCGUGUCCGGGGACUUGGAGAGCAAUCCUGACUACUGGUCAGGUGUCAUGGGAGGCAGCAGUGGGGCAAGCCGGGGGCCCUCAGCCAUGGAGUACAACAAGGAAGAUCGGGAGAGCUACAGCCAGCAGCGCUCCAAGUCCGAGAUGCUGUCCCGGAAGAACUUCGCCGCCGGCGUGCCCGCCGUCUCCAUGGACGAACUGGCCGCCUUCGCCGACUCCUACGGUGCGCGCUCCCGCCGGGCCGACGGCGACAGCCACGAGACACGGGGCGGGGGCCGCUUCGAGCGCUCGGACGCGCGCGCGCUCGCGGGCUUCUACCAGGACGGCUCGCCCGACGAGUACUACGGCCCGCGGAGCCGCAGCCGGGAGCCCCUGCGACGCGGGCCG
Molecule: messenger RNA, 1177 nt
Organism: Ailuropoda melanoleuca (giant panda)
Lineage: Eukaryota; Metazoa; Chordata; Mammalia; Carnivora; Ursidae
Gene: ILDR2
Product: immunoglobulin like domain containing receptor 2
Exons: 8
Biological process (GO): pancreas development
Cellular component (GO): membrane
Source: RefSeq, a predicted model, not a curated record